AUGGGAAUCGGCAGGUUCUAUCGCUGGCUUAGUGAGCGCUUUCCGCUCAUCAACGAGAAAAUCACGCAGGCCUCGCUGCCGGAGUUCGAUAAUCUUUACCUCGACAUGAACGGCAUCCUUCACACGUGCUCACACGGAAACUCAGGCGGCAUGCUACACGCCAGUGAAGAAGCGAUGUGGCUGCAAGUCUUCGCGGAACUCGAUAUGAUCAUCGCCACCAUCAAUCCGAAAAGGCUUCUCGUCUUGGCCGCUGACGGCGUCGCGCCUCGCGCGAAAAUGAAUCAACAGCGCGCGCGGCGCUACAGAGCCGCGAAGGACGCCGCGGAGUUGGCGAAGCAGAAGGAGGAGUAUCGCCUGCGGAAGAUGCAGAGCGGCGGCGCGAAGCUGCCGAAGCCGCCAGGCGCUGCCGGUGGGCACUUUGACUCGAACUGCAUCUCCCCGGGCACGGAGUUCAUGGCCAAGUUCUUCCAGCAUUUGCGCUUCUUCUGCGAAAAGAAGCUCAACGAAGACCCCAGGUGGAAACAUCUCAAAGUCGUCCUGUCAGGUCCCGACGUCCCAGGCGAGGGCGAGCACAAGAUUAUGCAGUUCAUUCGCUGUUCAAAGUCCGAUCCAAAGACCGGCAGGAACGUGCGCCACUGUCUCUACGGGCUGGACGCCGACCUGAUCAUGCUUUCGCUCGCUUCGCACGAGCCUCACUUUUGUCUGCUUCGCGAAGAGGUUGUCUUCGGCAAGGCUGUCUCAAAAGGCGCGCAAGAUCGACUCCUUACGAAACGCGAGAACCUGCAGCUGUUGCACAUCUCGCUGCUGCGGGAGUACCUCUUCUUGGAGUUCGCGUCGGCGGCCGGCGUGAAGGCUGCAGACGCGGAAGCGACGGCGCGCUCAGCGGAGGCUGAGGCUGAGGCGGCUGCGGGGGGGGCGCUGAACACGCGACCUUCGCUUCUGUAUCCGCGCGAGAGAGAGCGCAUCAUCGACGACUACGUCCUGUUCUGCUUCAUGGUCGGUAACGACUUCCUGCCGCACCCCAAGGCCACAGAUAUCGCGGAUGGCGGACUCGAUCUCCUCAUGAACUGCUACCGCCAGUAUCUCCAGAACUACUCCGUGCUGGCUGAACAGGCGCCGUGUGCGAGCGGCCCAUGGCUCGCGGGCGAUUGCGGCAAGAUCGAUUUUUGCAACUUUUUUCUUUUCCUCUCGCUCUUCGUCGACUCGGUGGAGACCGACCUCCUCCAGGAGUGGGCGGCGGACUGUCAGUGGGCUAGGGGCAAGAGACGCCACCAGCGCGAGCUCGACGCGACCCGGCCGCCGACCUCGGGCGAUCCGCUGCUGGACUACAGAGAGUCGUUUUACUUGAAGAAGAUGGGAAUGGACGGGCGCACUGAGGAAGGUUGCCAGCAAAUCGACCGUCUCGCCGUCAAGUACCUUGAAGGGCUUCAGUGGGUGCUCUACUAUUACUACCGAGGCCCGCAGUUCAGCGGCUGGGACUGGUUUUAUCCGUACCACUACGCGCCGUUCAUGACCGACGUCCUCUACUGCUCCUUCUUCACCGAUGGAGUUCGUGAGCUCGCGGAUCUUCGCAAGAAAUCCAUUCGCUUCCCCGCCAGCAAGCCCUACUCCCCGUUCAUGCAGCUCCUCUCCAUUCUCCCCCCAAAGAGCGCCGCGCUGCUUCCUAAAGCUCUGCAGCCUCUUCUGCUUUUCCCGUCUCCGGAGCUCACGCCGUACUUUCCGACGGAUUUCGAAGUUGACAUGGAAGGGUGUACCGUUUCUUGGGGCGGCGUCACGCUUCUUCCGUUCAUCGAGGAGAAGCUGCUUCACAAGGAGGCGCUGCCUCUCUUCUCCAAGCUGUCAGGCAAGGAGCUGCGGAGGAAUACUCGGGGGAAGAACGUGCUGCUGUAUCGAGAUCCUCACCUCCGCUCGCGCGUUUUGCGCUCUCUCGCGCUGGCGGCGAAGUCCGCGAACCGCAAGGACUCAGCGGCGGCGUCUCCCGGCGCAGCUCCAAGUCUCGCGGGGGGCUGGCUCCCGUCGCUCACUUUGCAGCGCCUGCCAGGCGAGGAAGAAGAUCCGAUUCUCCAGUCUGCGUUCUUCUUCUUCCGCGACCGCGGAGCCGCGGCGCCCGCGAACGGCGAGAGAGCGGCCUCCCUCGCGCGGCUCACGCAGCAGGCCCUCGCGCUGCCGGGUUCCUCGGCGCAUGCAGGCCAACACGGUGCGCGCCGCUUCGCGGCUGUCUCUUCGCUGCCGUCCGUUUUCCCCAGUCUGAAGUACUCCUACGUGCGCGAGGAAGUGAUUGAGGUCGCGCCGCCCCCUCUCGUGCAGCGGAGAUACGCGUGCGAGUGUGAGCAGCUCGCCAACGGCAGCGCAGAGAGCCGGGCGCCCACCAGCGUAGUGGGAGAGAGCGAUAUCGAUGCGUGCCUUGGAGACAAGCUCGCCUCGGGCGACUACGCGUUUCCGAACUUCGUCCUCGAGGGAACCAAACCCCUUCUCGCCGAGUUUCCUUCGCUCCACCGCGUCGCGCUCGAGUGGGAGUACUUUGUUGGAGUCAAGGUCUUCAACAACGAGUCGAAAAAGACGUCUGUGGCGCUGCGAGUCGUUCCUCCGUACGCGGCGCCCUCGUCGACGUGUCUCCCCGCCUCAGACGGCGUGGAGCCUUUCGAUCCUGCGAAGCAUUUGCUGCCGUUCCUGCAAGCGCCGCUGGUCUACCACGACUUCCCCUUUCUGCGCCUGGCGAAACCCGUCGCGGUGUGGCUGCCCACGCUGUACUACUCAGUGGACUCGGGCGAGCGCGAGCUCUCGCUGUCUUCUUUCUCGCCUGAGAACGUGUUUUCGGGUCGAGUACGCGCCGCAGCGGAGGACGCGACGCGGCCGUUGGAGCAGCAGGAAGCGGUGGCUGCGGAGGUGCGGCGGAUGAAGUUCAUCGGCCUGGGGUCGCCUGCGACUGUCGCGUACGCGCGGCUGCCUUCCGUCGCGGAUCCGAAGCGCGCCGGAGCGGCGCCUUCUUCGCUCGCGCGCUUUGCGCUCUCCAAGCCUGAGGACUUCUUCCGCCUCGCUGAACUCAUCACGUUCGCGCUGCCUGGUGCACGGGCGGCUGUGGCGCGGCGCGCGCCUCACCCUGCUUGUCUGCCGUCGUCGAUUCUCCUCGAGCUGCUGCCUGUGCGCGCGGUUGAGGUAUUCGAGGACGCCUGUGCGCCCGCCGUCACCUACGAAGAGAAAGCCGUCUUCAGACUCCUGCCUCUCGUCGGCUUGCCGUUGCCGCUCCCCAGGCGGCUGCGCCAUCCACUGAUGGAGGAGGAUGCGGAGGGCGCGGGCGCCGACCGCGGGGGCGCGAGUCUGCAGGAUGCCGUCGAGGCGGAGAAGCGGCAAGGCGCGAGUGGAGCGUGGAGCGAGGGCACAGAAGUUUUCGUGCUCAGUCCUCGCUCACGCAUGCUGGCCUGCGCCGGCGAAAUCAUCGCCUGCACACCGACAGACGCAGCCGACCAACACACUGCCGCCUCGCUUGACGCCGACGCGGAGACCUCCCUCAGCGUCAUCUUCCUGAGGCCCUGGAGCGCGCGAGAUCGCAGUCAGGCAGAUCAGCAGGCGAUCGAGAGGAACCUCCUCGAGAAAGUCGUUCACCGCCACAUGCCUCCCCCGCUGCACACCGUCCCAGAGGCUGCCGCUGCGCUGAAGAUGCCUCUCUUUGCCUUCUACGCGCUCGCCUCGAGUUUCUUCGUCAAGCUCGCAGAGCGCAGAGAGGACUGUGGACUGCAUAUCCUCGCGAGCACGCGUCCUGAGAAAGUCGAAGCCGCUGACGGCACAGCCUCGUUUGUCGCGAACUCCUCUGAGCCUCUCUUCUCGCCUGGAUACUCCUAUCCCCUCAGCAUGGGGCGUCCGCAGAAACAAACGGAUGAAGGCCGCCGAGGACUGGGGCGUUUUUUGCAUCUGCUCACGCCUGCGGCGCUGGACGCCGUGAAGGGCGUGUGUGAAGAAUACCCCUCUGUCUACCAGAAGCUCGUCGAGCUCGCGAAGGAGAGCGGCAGCAGGUUGAAGACCGUCACCGUGACGGCUGGCAGCCUGUUUGGGGCGGAGGGCGGGGACUCGCAGUUCGCCGCGUCGCUUUUUGUCUCCGCCAUGGCGAGACAUCCCUGUAGAGUCAACAAGCUUGUCAAGGGAAGUUACACGUGGCUGCCCUCAAAAGCGAUUCCGUCUCUCGAGUCGGUCGUGGCUGCUUCCUUUGGCGGAGCGCCUCCUGCCCGCGCGCGGGCCUGGCAGGCGACACGCAGCAGCGAAGGGGAAACGGCCGCGUGCGCCGAGAGCGCCUCGGGAGAGGCGCCGGAGAAUCGCGGCGCAGGAGCGCGCGGCGAGCCCGAAAGAGAGGGCGGCGUGGACGAGGAUGCCGACCCUGUCGUGCUAGAGAGUUUCGCUGCGCGCGACCUCGUUAAGGCAUCCUCCACCGACGCAAUCCGAAAGAAAAUCAUCACCCGAUUCUUCUCCCUCGUCGCGUCUACUUCCUCCUCGCGGUCCGCCGGAGCGCCAGAAGCGCGAUUUUCGCUGCGUCUCUUCCUCGGCCAGCGCGUGGCGUUCGUCGCGCACUCAGGCAGCGUGGCUCAGGGCAGUCGCGGGACGGUUACGGGGCUGUGCUCGGGGGAUGGCGGGGUGACCUUCCGCCUCUCAGGGUCUGCUUCGCUCGAGACAUGCGUGAAGCUCAAAAACGCACCGCGCGCGGCAGCUCCCCAAAAGCCGGGGGCAGGAGGCCGCCGGUUGCGGGGAGGCGACCGACGAGGCGAGAGCGGCGUGUGGGAGGACGAAGAGGUCGCCGCGGCCCUGAGCGAAGUUCUCCAGGGGAUCGUCGUCGAGGUGCUCCUAGACCAGGUGCAACUCGGAGCGCAAACAAUGGACGGAAGGUGCUCGUCGCUGCGGCUGAUUCGCGUCCCCUGUAUCCAACUCUUCCCCCUGACUGACCAGACAGGCGCGGCUGCGAGCUCGGGAUCUGCAGCGGCGGCGCGGCCGGCGACGGCGCCUGAGCGGCAAGCGCCCUCCGAGGCCUACGCGCCGCAGGCGGCGCUGGUCUGCCGCCCGGCGACAGCUCCAGAGGCCCUAACCUUCCCGCCCCAGCCAGCGAGAGAUCCGCGGUCGCGCGGGUUUGUGCAUCCCGGUGGCGGCUCCAACGGCAGCUCCUUAGGGCAGCCGACGGCCUGGGCGACAGCCGGUGAGGCGGUGCCGCCGGCCGAGCCGAUUCUGCGGCUGCUGCGAGCGUCCUCGGGGCACCAGGGCGAGAGGAGUGGCGGACAGACUGCCGCGUCGGCGCAUGGACUCCCCGGGGGCGUCGCGGGAGACACGGCCCUCGCAGAGACCACGCAGCCGGCAGGGGACCCGGGAGUGCGUCACGGCGCUACCCAGUACGUGAAGCAGCUUCUCGGCAUCCACUCAGGCGGCGCCUCUGGCGGCAGCUUCUCGCAGCCGACGGCGCGGCCUGCAGACGCUGGAGGGCCUCCACACCCAGAGGCCGGCGCAGGGGGGCCUGCGUCGAGGCAGGAAGCGAAACGAAGCAGAAAACCGCAGGCCAAGCAGCGGGUUGAGAGCGGCCGCGCGGCCAACAACAUCACCUCUGUCAUCAAGCAGCUUAUGAGCAGCAAGGGAAGCUCGGCGAACGGGACUUUGGAGCCGAGCUGCCUGCUCGCCCCCGGGGCGGCGGGGUCGCACGCCCAGCAGGCUGCGCACGGGGCCGUGCAGACACAGAAACAGAUUACAGAAGUGGAAUUCGUUAGACAGCACGUUCUCCACAACCCAGCAGCCGGUGCCCCUUGCGUGGACCCGGGGAUGCCGCUUCCGCCACCGCCGCUUGCGGCGAGCUGCGUAGGACCGGGUGUUGCUGCGCCGGCGGCGCCGGCGGUCGCCCCUGCGGCUGCAGCAGGCGCGGCCUCCGGCGGGGUGCUUUCGCCGUCUGCUGCGCAGCAGGGUCGGAACCUGCUGGACUUGCUGCGCGGCAGGGAGAAGUCGGCUGCCUACGCGGCGGCGCCCCGAGGGGCGGGCGGCGCAGGGGCACUCGUGGGGACGUCUCCGCCGCCGGGCGCGCAGAGUCUCCUCGGCGGAAGGCUCCAAGACGGCGAGGACGAAGAGGAGGUUCUGCUGCGAACCAGUGUGCUGCCGCGGCGCCCUCCGUCGCUCACGGCUGCGGGCGCCGCCGAGAGUGGGCGGGCCGCGCGGCAGCCGAACUCGGGCGCGGGCGCCGUCGGCCGCGGGGGCAGAACAGCCGCAGGGCGAGGGCGCGGCUCGCGCCGGGGGGGCCUCGGCAGUGGAAAGGGGACAGAGAAACCGUAG
Molecule: messenger RNA, 6288 nt
Organism: Besnoitia besnoiti
Lineage: Eukaryota; Apicomplexa; Conoidasida; Eucoccidiorida; Sarcocystidae
Exons: 22
Coding region: 1-6288 (2095 amino acids)
Biological process (GO): nuclear-transcribed mRNA catabolic process
Cellular component (GO): nucleus
Molecular function (GO): 5'-3' RNA exonuclease activity; RNA binding
Source: RefSeq, a predicted model, not a curated record